UCUCUCUCUCUCUCUUUCUCUCUCCCAUGGAAGACAUAGAAGAUUUGGUAGUGGGAACUGGUGCUCCUCCUGGGUUUCGACUGCCAUUGACUGCUGUUGGAGUAAACCUCAAGAAGAAGAAGAGCAAUAAGCUCUCUCAAACCUCUCCCUCUCCAAAAAUCCCUGGCACUCAGACAAUAUAUAUUAAGACCUUUGGGUGCUCACACAACCAGAGUGAUAGUGAAUACAUGGCUGGUCAGCUGUCAGCAUUUGGUUAUUCGAUCAGUGACAAUCCUGAAAGUGCAGACCUGUGGCUGAUAAAUACAUGCACAGUUAAAUCCCCAAGUCAGUCUGCCAUGGAUACUUUAAUAGUGAAAUGCAAAAGUGCAAAAAAGCCCCUAGUGGUCGCUGGGUGUGUGCCACAAGGAAGUCGAGACUUGAAAGAGCUAGAAGGGGUCAGUAUAGUUGGAGUCCAGCAAAUUGACCGUGUGGUUGAAGUUGUGGAAGAGACCCUUAAAGGUCAUGAGGUGCGGCUUUUGAACCGCAAGACAUUGCCAGCGCUUGACCUCCCAAAGGUGAGAAAGAACAAAUUUGUUGAGAUUCUUCCAAUUAAUGUUGGUUGUUUAGGUGCUUGCACUUAUUGCAAGACAAAGCACGCUCGUGGUCAUUUAGGUAGCUACACGACUGAUAGCCUCGUCGGCCGUGUAAAAUCUGUAAUAGCUGAUGGAGUUAAGGAGAUAUAGUUGAGCAGUGAAGAUACUGGAGCUUAUGGUCGUGACAUUGGGGUCAAUCUUCCAACUUUGUUAAAUGCUAUUGUUUCUGAGCUUCCUCCUGAUGCAAGCACAAUGCUUCGGAUUGGGAUGACAAACCCUCCUUUUAUUCUUGAGCACUUGAAAGAGAUAGCAGAGGUUUUGCGUCAUCCAUGUGUAUACUCGUUUCUACAUGUACCAGUUCAAUCAGGGAGUGAUGCUGUUUUGAGUGCGAUGAAUCGUGAAUAUACUGUGAGUGAGUUUAGGACUGUGGUUGAUACCUUGACUGAGCUUGUUCCUGGGAUGCAAAUAGCAACUGAUAUCAUAUGUGGAUUUCCUGGUGAAACGGAUGAGGACUUUGCGCAAACAAUUAGCCUUAUUAAGGAGUACAAGUUGCCUCAAGUUCAUAUAUCUCAGUUUUAUCCUCGACCAGGGACACCUGCUGCAAGGAUGAAAAAAGUCCCAAGUACUCUCGUGAAGAAACGAAGCCGUGAGUUGACCUCUGUUUUUGAAGCUUUCAUGCCAUAUGAUGGAAUGGAGGGCAGAAUAGAAAGAAUAUGGAUAACUGAAAUUGCAACCGAUGGAAUUCACUUGGUUGGACAUACCAAGGGGUACGUGCAGGUGCUAGUGAUUGCUCCAGAAAGUAUGCUGGGAACUUCAGCUAUUGUGAAGGUAACAUCUGUGGGAAGGUGGUCAGUCUUUGGAGAAGUGAUCGAGACCAUCAACCCCAUGAAUGUUAAAUCAGCUUCAAGAAAGGAUAUUUCUAGCCAGGAUAAAUGUUCUCCUUGCUCUGACCCUAAUGAAUGUGCAUGUACUAGAGAGCCAGAAGCUUGUGCUUCGUGUGGACCAGAAAGCUGUGGAGCACAGACUACCUUAGAGGAAAGUGCUGCUUCAAGGAAUCCCACGUUUCCGGAAGACCCACAUAGCAGAAAUCUGAUCGGAUGGUUGCUAAGGAAGCGGAAGAACCAUGUGCCCAAAAGAGUGGAGGGUGAAAUUGCGUCAGGAUCCAAGAAAAAGCAAGAAUGGGCCCGAGGAAGCAUGGGUGAGUGGGGUGUUGUCGAUAAGGCUCUUCUGGGUGGAAUGCUUGCGAGUUUCUUUACAAUCAUGGCUUUACUGAUUCAUCUUGGAGUGAGGACUCUGUCAUCCAACUAAAGAAUGUAGAUUGUAUUUGUCCCUUUCUUUGGGAGCAUCAAAGAAAGAUUGCCAAAAAAUUCUUUUCUUUCAAUGAUUUUUUUGGAAGUCAAUUCUGUUAUAUGAUUUUUACCAUGGAUAGUUCUGAUGCGUGUAAGUUGAUUAAUCGUACCAUACUCUUGAAUGCUUUUCCUGUCGUCUCCUUGAGAACGGUUGAGAUUUUGUUUGAUUAUGCACCUUGUAGCAACAUAUAGAUUUAUAAAAUCU
Molecule: messenger RNA, 2126 nt
Organism: Corylus avellana
Lineage: Eukaryota; Viridiplantae; Streptophyta; Magnoliopsida; Fagales; Betulaceae
Product: Methylthiotransferase
Biological process (GO): tRNA methylthiolation
Cellular component (GO): endoplasmic reticulum
Molecular function (GO): tRNA (N(6)-L-threonylcarbamoyladenosine(37)-C(2))-methylthiotransferase activity; 4 iron, 4 sulfur cluster binding
Source: RefSeq, a predicted model, not a curated record